AUGGGGCAGGCAGGGAGAGGUAUGGGGCAGGCAGGGAGAGGUAUGGGGCAGGCAGGGAGAGGUAUGGGGCAGGCAGGGAGAGGUAUGGGGCAGGCAGGGAGAGGUAUGGGGCAGGCAGGGAGAGGUAUGGGGCAGGCAGGGAGAGGUAUGGGGCAGGCAGCGAGAGGUAUGGGGCAGGCAGCGAGAGGUAUGGGGCAGGCAGGGAGAGGUAUGGGGCAGGCAGGGAGAGGUAUGGGGCAGGCAGGGAGAGGUAUGGGGCAGGCAGGGAGAGGUAUGGGGCAGGCAGGGAGAGGUAUGGGGCAGGCAGGGAGAGGUAUGGGGCAGGCAGGGAGAGGUAUGGGGCAGGCAGGGAGAGGUAUGGGGCAGGCAGGGAGAGGUAUGGGGCAGGCAGGGAGGUAUGAGGCAGGAACGGAGCCGCGUCAUCUCAACGGUUGCUUGCAGGCCGUGAUGGCACAUGCCGCUGCGCGAUGGCAUCUGAUGCGCACUCGGCAUGAUGCCGGGGCGCCCUCCGCUGCCACCAUCGCCAUCCCGUACGCCGCGCGUGCUGGACAUCCGCAAUCCGCAUCUUGCUGUCCGCAUGCCGUGCCGUGUGCCGUGCCGUGCCGUGCCAUGCCAUGCCGUGCCGCCUGCCUGCCCAGCGUCGUGCCGUUCCGUGCCGUGCCUGCCUGCCCUGCGCCAUCGCGCCACUGCAACGCCACGGAGGCGCGAGACGGGGCGGCGCCAAUGCCUGGGGGUGUGUAA
Closterium sp. NIES-65 is the source of this 741-nucleotide messenger RNA. Lineage: Eukaryota; Viridiplantae; Streptophyta; Zygnematophyceae; Desmidiales; Closteriaceae. The record is from the annotation of a GenBank genome assembly.